CCCGAAAUUCGACACGCAGAGGAGCUGCCCAACGACAGACGAAGGUCAUCACUUCCUCCGCGCCGCCGCCAUCAGCCUAUUACAAGCAGGCGAGUGAGCGAGCGAGCGGAGCGCCGGCCAGCGCCGGAUAAGUCCUCGAGACCCCAUUUUAGACGUGUAUAUAGCUCCCCUCUAGCUCUCUGCAGAUGCGGAGACGAAGACCGCAGCUGCUGCUGGCGGCGCUAGCGGCACUGCUGGUCAACAGGAUACAGGCUCAGAGCGCGUCGGCGGCGACUUCAGGCUCCGUAACGGCGGACACGACCGAGGCGGACGACUGUUCAGCCUGUUGCGUGACGUCCACGUCCUCAGCGUCCGCAGCGAGCGCGAUUUUGGCAGGAGGCGACCCGGACUUGUCCCUGGUCUGUUGUAAUGAACAGCAGCCGCGAGACCUCUUCGGGACGGUCCACGGCGAGUGCAGUGGCCUGCCAUGCUGCGAUUAUAGCGGACGUAAAGCCCAGAAUCAUCAGGCCUGGUACCCGUGCGUGGCUUUCCCGACGUGUCAGAACGACACCAACAAACAGGCUUUCUGCAACGGACAGGACCUCUGGUACUACACGGAAGGCUACGACUGGACAUGUACAGACGAAUGCUGCAACGGACUCGUGUUGGACUCGAAUGUAUGGCGUGGCGUGGAGAAUAAUUACCCAGGACAGACAAAUGGCACGUUCGGAGUCACUGUGACACCCACGGACUUUUUGGAUGUAUUUUACCCCGACGGCAUGGGCGGAGAGGUCUAUACGGUACACCAGAUCAUGCUGGCUAGCCCUCCUGGAUACAACUUUACAGAAGACUGCUCGUGUUACUUGGAACGAGUGGCGAACUCGACGCCUAACGCCCAACGUGAAAGCACGACGUGUGAAGUGUCGACUUUUUUGGAAGGGAACAGGACUUACUUGACGGUGGACAUCACUGAAAACUAUCAAACAAACGAUACGUUCGUGUUUCUAUUCGAUGGUGUGGUGACUCCGUCGGGUAUGAACGACAGCGCCAGUUUCACGUCCAACGUGACGUACACGACCACGUCGAAUCUCACGCCAGUGUAUUUCAUCUUUAACGACUCGGAAAACACCGUAUUCGACACGUACGUGCGUGUUACGGACCUGACCAGCGCGACACUGUCAAGUGGAUCGUUCCUCCCGGAGAACAUUUAUCCAGGCAACUCAGGCAACGCCACGCUCACUUUCUACACGGAUGCCAACAUUCCGGAGAACAGUUCGAUCAAAUUGACAUUCGGCGACAAGUGGGGCUUCACUGCUGACGCUGUGUGGUCCUGGGAAACGUAUCCACUGGACGUUCCUAGUGAGGACGAAUUUUACGUGUUGGCGGCUGCCACGACGCAGACGGAGAGCAUCAGUCCCAACAACUUUACGCAAGCAUCGUAUUCGUCUUCGGACAAUUCGUGGACUCUUAUCGUGGAACAACCGAUCUCGAUCGGCUGGGUGAGACUUGGCGUGGACACGGUGAAGAAUCCGUCGGUGGCGUUUUCAGGUCUGGGCGCCACUGCCAUCGAGAUCCGUAAUUCGGAGGAUCUCUUGAUUAUCGACGGCACAUUCUCGGCGAUCUCGGUGUAUCUGACGACAGGCGCUACUGCGAGUCCAUACAACUACGUGACUAUGGUCGUGCUCGUUGGUUCGCUAGCAUUUUGCAGCGUGGCGAUCCGAAGGAACGGCCUGUCGUUCUCGCUGGGCUCCAUUUGGACCGAUAUCACUGCUAUUUGCACCGUGUUGGCCUUGGCCACUUCUCUUGUCAACAACUUCAUCUGGUUCUUCACUCGUGGCAGUACCUACUUCUACAUCAUGCACGCGUAUCUGUGCUUCACGUUCACGAUGCUCACAGCUGUGUGUUUCCACUGGGGAACGGUGCUGAGCUUGCGUCUCCGAAAGCUGCCCAAGCGUACAGCGAUAGUGGGCUUUGUGGCGCUCAACAUGCUCUUUUACGCCUUCCAGAUCGGCUAUCUGCUCAAUUACCAGACUCUGAUCGCACGUGUGUACGACUCGGAGAACGACGUCACUACGCUCGCGUACCAACAGUGCAAUGAGGACGCAGACACAUCCGCCACGGUCUUCUCGGAGAUUCAGGGCUAUCUGUGGGCUUGUUACGCCGAAGAUGACGACAACUUCUUCCUGGUCUCGACAUCCGUCACGUACGGUAUUUUCCUCGUGCUGACGUUCGUUGUCAUGGCUCUAGGUGUGAUGGUCAUGCGUCGUGGUAAGUUGCUGCUUGGCAACGCGUCGGGCCCUCACCAGGUUGUGUUAGUAAAGGCUUUGCGUCUCUACUACGCACUUAUCGGUAUCGUCACGUUGGUGUAUCUCCUCUCGUGGGUCGUGCAGAUCAUUUCGCGCACUACUCGUGGCAUCGCGUACCCCUGGUUCUACAUCUUCACAGUGUGGCUGCCGUGCUCCAUUCCUCCGUGCUGUCUGAUCUUCUUGCAGUGGAACGCUACGGCCCAAUCUCUGCGCGAUGCUAACCGCGAUAUGUCCAGCGAUUGCAGUCCUCUAUCGGAGUCGGGCUACGGUGAGAUCCGGACGCCCAGUUUCACGUUCAGUACGACGGAUCGAUGGACCGAGGGCUCAUUGGAGAAGAUUGAGGAGAUCAUGGCGGAGGGUGAAGCAACAGCCGACGCAGUGUCCAGUCGACGCUCGCUGAUGAACUCUACUAUCUCGCCGACAGACGACUACGUUGGUCUCUCCAUGGCGCUAGAGAUGAACGAGGACUUCGCUCACGGCUGCUUCAUUGCCAUCCAGCGCCUGGAGGUGGAAGAUGGAAGAGAUAGCACGUCCACAGCGUGGCGACAGAUCAGCAACACGGACACAGUCAUGGCGAGCGUGAAGGACGUGGCGCCAGUUAUGCUGCCUCACCAGCAGCGAUACCUCUACACGUUCUUGUCCGUGCCUCGUAUUCCGGUCGGUAGGUCGGCUGAGAAGAUUCGUAUGGUCGUGUACGCACUCAACUCUGCUCCUGCAUCUAUCAACCACGAGGACCACUCUGAGAUGACUGCAGCUGAGGUUCUAGCGGCUAUGGAACGUACGCAAAGCAGUCGCGACUAUGAUGAUGACGAUGGAGACGACAGUCAGCACACGCUGGACUCUUCCUUGGUAGAAAUGGAGGCAUAUAGAGGAUUCCAGAGUUCGCAGGUUAUCGACGAACUCUUCGAGAUGGAAUCCCCUGGAUCCACUGAAGACGGCCCGGGAUCAGGAGUUAGCAGAUCCGAAUCCAACUCGGGAUCAUCCGCGGUUCCUCACAGUCUCAGCGUGGUUGCUGAAUUCACCGUGUCUAGCGUCACAUUAGUGACAGCAGGUGCACGGACGGAGCAGACUGUGCUUACGGCCACCGAGGACUCGUACAAGCAUUUCGGCCCCAACGCUGCGCCACCUAAAUUGCUGGUGAACACGGUGAUCCCCAAGGCUGCGGGUGCCAAGUACGGCUUCAACGGAGUCGAGGGUGGUCUCCACGCUGCGGCUCCAGCGAUUAGCAAGCAGUAUCACAUCCGUGAACAAGGAUUGUUGGUUGUAGAAGACCUGACGGAAAGCCGCUUCAGCAAUUGGAUCCCGCGUCAGAUUCUGGAGAUUAUCAUCCGAUACCGCACCAAGGAGCUUCUUAUCGCCGAGAACGACCUCGCGCGACUGGAAGCCUAUGACCGUCAGAGACAAAAAGGAUCCGACCGCGGCAUCUACGAGAAUUUGAUUCAACAAAUCCAGGACGACGGGGACUUGAACCGUUGUCGAGAGUGGAUGCUGCAGCGUUGUCAGGAACGUAAAGAGUACGUGGAAUUACUGCGUCAACUGCGACGCGUGUAUGUGCUUCGUGACCAGCGUAAAAUGUACUUCAAGGCCAGUACGGACAAGAAAAACGCCCAGCUACGAUUCCUGCCGAUCAAUUUGCACCUGCAAGAGAUGUGGGUCGGCAACGCUGACGCCGUGGCGCAAACGAGCAUGGGGAGCAGUGGCACCUCGGAUAUCAACGCCAGUGCUGCUGUAUAUGACAUCGUGACUGUGGGUGCCAUGGCUGCUCACGUCUACAAGUUCAAGAACGGCGGCAUCUUCGGUCUGGAGGAGCAGCACGCGAAGCUCAAGCCGCGUGUGCGAGAGCCGCACGGAUCGACUGCUGCACAUCACCAAGUGCCGCUAUGGACAGAAGACGAACAGAAGGCCGAUGACGUCGAGUGUGUGCUUGGGAAGCGUAUGGAUGUGUGCUUCCCGCAAGCUGUGGCAGCGCUGGUGACGGCAUUCACGCGUAAAGUUGACUUGGCAUUGCAGCACGCUAGCCCCGAACAGGGCCAGGCGAUGCUGGAGCAGCUCAGCAAGUUGGGCUUCCUGUUUGACGUUGAGAGUUUGGUAUCUACACAUGGUAACGAGGCUGGUAUGCUGGAGGAUAUGGCUGGAGCUGUCAACGAGUUACGCAACGUACGCUUCGUACUGGUGGACGAGCAAGAAGAAAUCGGCGGUGUGGACGAGGAAUCCAGUGGCAACAAGUCUCCUCGAUCCGUGUCGUACCGUCUCGAGGAGGAAUCGAAGCACAGUCCAUCGUCAUCGGAUCCCUCCGAGGCCAGCGGCAGUAAUCGUGAAGCUGCAAGCAGUGGUGGAGACGAGAAACGUCGGGAGAUGCAAGUGAAGCAGCGGCAGUCGAUGCACCUGGAAUCUCUGGAGUCUGCUACAUCUUCGAACUCGACGAACUCGACGAACUCCACAGGUAUCGGCGGUGUGAUCGACGUGGAUGUGUUUACCAGUAUUGAUGAUGCGCUCUCGGAGACAAGUUCAGCGAACGCAGGAGACUCGGAGAGCACGGAUGGAACGCCGUUAUCCAGAGAGACUCUGAUGUCACAGUCAUCUUCAUUGAGUGGCGUUGGCCAGCGGCUGUUGAGUACGUUCAUCAAGGCACGUAACCAUCGAUUAUUGGGCGGACCGGGUAACAACUGGGAGAACGCACAGUCGUUGGCACCAGCGUCAGUGGACAAACUCUUCCCGUUCACUCACCUGGUUAUCCGUGUGAAGUUGCGUUCCGGAAAGGUGAAGUUGACGAAAGCGCUUCGUCAUGGCGGACCCAUCAAGGUGUGCCCCGUGCUGUUCACUCAGGGUAUUAACGAGAAACAAACACUGGCAAAUAACACGGGAUCGUCCGUAACCAGACUACAGGACGUGAUCAACGCCAGUAGUCUCAAGACGCUGCGAAGUUACUGCGAUCGCUAUUGCAACUACACGUCCAUGAGGCAAAUGAAGGCGAUGCAGAAGCAGGAGAGACAGCGAGAUGAUUCCACAGACUCCAAUCGUUCACGACCGCCAUCGGCACCGAGUGCAGUUGUCACCCCGUCAGGACCGUCACGUGAGGAGGUAUAUCGCAUCCUCGGCGAACUGGAUAAACUCAUCGGCACGGCUGGAAGACAGGCACGGAAGAAGCGCCCCGAGAUCCUACAGCUCAGUUCCGACUUGUGUCGCAGUAUAUCUGGUGGACGGGUGACGGUGUGUAAGUCUGCUAAGGAUCGUACGGGAAUGUCAGUGACGCUGGAACAAGGUCGCAUUCUCGUACAACAUCACGGUCUCCGUGAGCAGAAGAAGGCCGGCAUCGUGUCCGUCAUGCGAUCCGAAGGUGUACGCAUUGAGAACGCACUGAAGAACACGGGGCGACGAGUGUUCGCGUUCAACGCGUUGCAGCGGUCGCUGCUCCCCGAGGAAUAUCGGUGUCCACCGCAGACAAGUGGGCGCAAUGUGUCGUAGACCUCUUCGGUUGGAGAGGAUAUCAAUUUUGCAGAAGCACAUGAGCAGCAGUGAAAGCUGGCUGUGUGGAGGUCGUAGUGGGAGUAUUAACCGCAGCUAGCUUUGUAGUGAUUUUUUUGAGAGGGAUAUGUGACCACGCUGAGUUUUGUCGUCUGUCGGCGGGUAGUUUUCCUCAUUCUACUGCAGUUACGUGUACUAAUUGAAUAGCUAAUGAGUUAUGCUAACUUACAUCGCGUGUUCA
Phytophthora nicotianae INRA-310 is the source of this 5991-nucleotide messenger RNA. RefSeq lists its product as hypothetical. The record is from RefSeq and is a predicted model, not a curated record. NCBI's taxonomy places the organism in Eukaryota, Oomycota, Peronosporomycetes, Peronosporales, Peronosporaceae. Gene Ontology annotation, cellular component: cytoplasm. Bases 186 to 5750 code for a protein of 1854 amino acids. Gene Ontology annotation, molecular function: phosphatidylinositol-3,4-bisphosphate 4-phosphatase activity. The transcript has a single exon.